AUGAUGAGCUCUUUUCCUUAUGUGCUGGAGAUGGCCGGGGCGGAUGCGGGGAGUAAAGAGAUCACGCAGAUGAAGAUAACACCAGCACCAGGGGAUGAUUGUGAUGUUUUAGGGGACGUCGACGAAAUCAAAGAGCUUGCUCCGGCGCAUCCAACUCUGGACCUCGUCGUGAUGUGCAGUAGAGCUAGGUUCCAAGCGCAGCCGCUCCAUAGCGACGGAGACCAUCAAAGGAGGUUACAGCCGAUCUCUCACUUUUCUCGAGUUGUAUUUUUAACCACGAGCUUUUUCGGCACGCCGGCCGGAUUGGGAUUUCCAUUACUGUUGCGUUGGAGGUAGAAAAGAAAUCUUUCAUCGUGGAUACGACUGUCGAUUAUGUUCUUUUUGUCUGAUGGAUUACGAUUAUCAUCUGGAGCAGUGUUGAACUUCUCGUGCUGUCAAACUCAAAUUAACGAUGGGUUUCCUCUGCGGAAAGUCAAAGAAGUUCUUUCUGGACUUCUCCGAUUUUACUCACCUACUUUCUCAAAUAGUAGAAUUGCCCUUCAGAAGAUUAUCCGACUUCUUCGAAAAACAAGAAAGGACGAUGGCCUCAAACUCAAUACCACGCGGCUUGAUGAAGUAGAUCUGCACGACGACCGAACAAGCCCCGCUUUUCUCAUUUGAGCAGCUUGCCCAGAGUAUUGCACUAGAGAAGUUCUUGCGUGUUCUCGAUGUAGACUCAAAUAUAGUUAGAAGAAGA
This is a messenger RNA of Amoebophrya sp. A120, 736 nucleotides long. The record is from the annotation of a GenBank genome assembly. NCBI's taxonomy places the organism in Eukaryota, Dinophyceae, Syndiniales, Amoebophryaceae.